Molecule: messenger RNA, 1917 nt
Organism: Colletes gigas
Lineage: Eukaryota; Metazoa; Arthropoda; Insecta; Hymenoptera; Colletidae
Product: elongin-C
Exons: 7
Coding region: 662-1099 (145 amino acids)
Biological process (GO): ubiquitin-dependent protein catabolic process
Cellular component (GO): elongin complex
Molecular function (GO): protein-macromolecule adaptor activity
Source: RefSeq, a predicted model, not a curated record
AAGGCGCCCUCUAUGGCAAAACGUCCAAGCUUAUCAAGAAAUGGCGGCCCAACACCUUGGUCUACACAAUUAAUAUUUAUUGCAACGGAUCGCAGAAUUUUGAAUAUUUAUCCAGCACGUUCAGCCUCCAUCGUCUUGAACUUUCAAUACAAUUAAAAAAACAGCUUAAAGCAAACUAACCGACUAUAUAAAUCGUGUCACUUGAAUCGCAUUGACAAAACAAGCAAACUAUCGACAAUAGCAAAAGUUUUAUCGAACAACUGUGUUUUAACGGAGUAAAAUGUUUGGCAAGUUUUACGAUUCAAGUUUUGAUCUUAUCCAAUCGUGGCGUCAAAUCAAACUGAAGAUGGAGUAGUUUCGACUCAUCGAGAACUGAACACGACAUUGCUAGUAGCCAUAUUAAUUGCCAUUGCUCUUAUUAAGAAAACUUUAUCGUGAACGAAAAGACUACAUUUUAUAGAAACACAUUUUCCAACAAGAGUAACCUUUACGUCUACACGAACGAUGGAGUAAAAACUGACCUUGCAUUACAAUUAAGGAAAUGUGUGGGGAUUAGGACUCAAUGGUAUCAUAGUUGCUCAGUUUUAAACAGAAAUAAUUACAUCUUUCAUGAUUGAAUGACAAUGCAUUAGAAAUACUAUACACCCAAUAAAACAGAAAUAUGUCGAAUGAUAUGAAUAUGCAAGCCGGAAAGCCCAAUGAGGAAGAAACUGUCAAAAAUGCAGAAGAAGAAGAAGGCAGUUCAUCUAUUGACCUGCAUGCGCAAGAAAGUGGACAAAUUUAUGGAGGAUGCGAAGGACCAGACGCGAUGUAUGUGAAACUAGUGAGCAGUGAUGGACACGAAUUUAUUAUUAAACGUGAACAUGCUUUGACUAGUGGAACCAUAAAGGCUAUGUUAAGUGGUCCCGGACAAUUUGCCGAAAACGAAGCCAAUGAGGUUAAUUUCCGUGAAAUCCCCUCUCAUGUAUUACAAAAGGUUUGCAUGUAUUUUACUUAUAAAGUACGUUAUACGAAUAGCAGUACCGAAAUACCGGAAUUUCCUAUUGCACCUGAAAUUGCAUUAGAAUUAUUGAUGGCUGGAAAUUUCUUAGAUUGUUAAGAUCAAUUAAACAAUACCGGUAAUUAGGAGCAAUUUAGUUUUAAACUUUAAAAAAAUUUUUUUCUUAUGAUUUUACUUUGAGGUUCACUGAUGCAUCGUUACGAUAUUGAAUGCAAUGUUGAAAUAUUUAGUGUAUUAUUUUUGUUGUUGUAAGAAGAAAUAAUUAAAGUUUAUCAAAUGGCAAAACUCACAAACAUAAAUUCGAAAAUUUCUUAAUACUUAUCAAGUGCUAAACAUUUAACAAGCAUUGUAUGAACUUCAAUUAACAAGCAAUUAAAAACUCGUUGCUUAUGUAUAGGAAACAAAUUAUAAUUGACUGCAUUCAUCGCAUAUUUCAAUGAUAUAAUAAACUAUCGUAUUCUGAAUACUUCUGCAUCAAAAAUGUUAAUAUAAUAUUAUAAAUGGCAUCGAAUCGGUACAUUGUACAGUAGCAGAAGUCUUGUGUUUAAUAACAUUGUGUAUUGUUAUAAUUCCAUAGUUAUGUUUUUCCAUUACAUUUAAGAAUAUUUAUUUUUUUCUUUUUCUUUUAUCAACAUCAUAAAUUAUUUCCUGUAGAUUAUUCUAUAGCAAAAUUUGUAAUAUCUUAUACUUUGCAAGGAGAAAGUGGUAGCAUGUAGAUUCAUAAAUAACACACAAUACACUUAGAAAAUAGUUGACUACAAAAUUGAAAUAUAUUAUGUGAUAUAUUGUAAGGCAACACGCAACACAAUAAUCUUUUACAGAUUCUUUAUAUGUGUGUGCGUGCAACUGUACUUUAAUAUAAUUAAUUAUAAGAAUGCGAAUUGGUUGCUGUUAUUUUUCACUGUUAUUUACCUAAA